This is a messenger RNA of Suillus fuscotomentosus, 1313 nucleotides long. Its product is annotated as CTD kinase subunit gamma CTK3-domain-containing protein. Gene Ontology annotation, biological process: positive regulation of DNA-templated transcription, elongation; positive regulation of transcription by RNA polymerase I. The coding region runs from base 84 to 953 and encodes 289 amino acids. Gene Ontology annotation, cellular component: CTDK-1 complex. The transcript has 5 exons. The record is from RefSeq and is a predicted model, not a curated record. Lineage: Eukaryota; Fungi; Basidiomycota; Agaricomycetes; Boletales; Suillaceae.
GGGCUCAUUCGCAAGCUGAACGCGUAAGUCAUCGAAUCCUGUCCGUCCGUCACUCGCUCAUAUACAUCUUACUACCACAACUUAUGUCUGCUCGACGUCAAUUCAAUGCAUGUGAUGGAUUUGCAUCAAUCAUGGCGAGCAGCUCACAACAAUCGAUACAGAAAGUCGUUGCAUUUGCGUUGAAGUACUUUUCGAGAUGCGGGGAGGAUCUGUGGGAGUGCAUUGUUGAAGAGUGUCAGAAGGGUUCCAUCAAUCACCGCAUAAAUAUUCUUUACUUUCUUGACUCCCUUUGCGAAACAUCGCUACUAGCGAAGGCGCAUCAACUCCCAGAACAGUCGUCUUCAUCAAAUAAGCAAGUCAACAACGCGUUGUAUGUCGACUACGUCUCUCGGGAUCUGACGCAGAUUGUGGAAUGCGUUGUACCUGUGGGUAGGCAAGGGCUACCUAAUCUACCGAGUACAAAACAGAUCUUAGAAAACUGGCGCACGAAACGAAUAAUAGAGCCACAAAAAGUUGACGAAGUCCUCUCUUUGCUCUCUUCUAGAGACUCAGCACCAGAUACGAACUCGACAUCUGUGGCACCUUCAGCAGCAAAAUCAGAGCCCCAUCUCUCUCGCGGCGAAAUAUUCAAGCGCAUCGAAGAGGACCGAGAGCGACAUAAACGCCUUCGAGAACGACGGUGGGUUCAGGCGCAGCCUCACUCUGGUUCUGCAGUCCCAUCUUAUUCGAUGUUCACGCUUGCGAGUUUCUUGCCACUGAGCGACACAGAAAACGCCGAGCUCGCGCUGGAUAUAGAAUUUGAAAAUGAGUGGGAGGCAACGAGCGAUUGGAAUGAGGACGACGUGGAAGCGACUGCAGAGGAGAGGGAGCUUUGUCAUCCACAUUUGAAACGGAAGGGAUUUACGAAUGACGAAGACGAAGGCGAGCAAGAGAUGGAUAUAGAUCUGUCGUGAUAUAGUACUGUGCUGCGCAGUGCAGAACUUACGCGUAGUUGUUGUCAGAUGAGUUCACAGCGAUUGAUAUGCACAAUCAGUGUCAUGUAUAGCUGGAAUAAUGAGCGUCAAUGCGUUUCGAAGAUGCUGGAUGAAGAAACGGCACGUGCCAUGGGCGCUACUCAAGUGUCAAGUCUCCUGUCUUGAAGGAUUUAGCCGAGUAUCCUUCUUCCCUCUCUUCAACUAGUCGGGGCCUGUGCGGCGGUGGCCCAGGACCUAGGCUGUGAAUUUAUCUAGAUCAUCCAAGCUUGAGGCAAGUUCCCGGGCCGCUAUCCAUCGAUCCAUCGAUCUAUCAAUGCUGUGGUUGUGCUGACAUUCAAA